UCCUUCACUAUAAAAUCUCACUCCCUCAGUACCACUUCAGUUCACUAAGCUUAUAAUCUCCCUUCCUCUUUCCUGGCCUCUUCUUUGCCGUCUUUGAUCUUCAAUUUUCUUUGUCCAGAUCCCUCAAAGCCGCGACAAUGAAGGUGAGAUCAAAAGCUGUGCUGAGAUUGGAUCUGCAUGAAGAGAAAGCUAAGAAGAAAGCCAUGAAGACAGUCUCUAGGCUUCCAGGGGUGCAUUCAAUAUCCAUGGAGAUGAAGGACCAGAAGCUGACAGUGAUAGGGGACAUUGAUCCAGUACACAUAGUUGCCAAACUGAGAAAGCUGUGCUGCACAGAAAUAGUUACAGUAGAACCGGCAAAAGAACCCGAAAAGCAAAAGGAGGAACCCAAGAAAGAAGAGCCGAAGAAGCAAGAUCAAGAUCUGCACAUCAUUGCUUAUCAUUACCAUUAUCCACAUGUUGUAAGUGUUGAGGAGGAUCCUAAUGCAAUUUGUGUCAUUUCUUAAUAUUUUAAUUCAGAAAUAGUUACAGUAGAACCGGCAAAAGAACCCGAAAAGCAAAAGGAGGAACCCAAGAAAGAAGAGCCGAAGAAGCAAGAUCAAGAUCUGCACAUCAUUGCUUAUCAUUACCAUUAUCCACAUGUUGUAAGUGUUGAGGAGGAUCCUAAUGCAAUUUGUGUCAUUUCUUAAUAUUUUAAUUCUAAAUGUAAAAGUUAUUAUUUCGGGAAAUAAAAAUUAAGUUUCAAUUUCAUAAA
Populus nigra (black poplar) is the source of this 751-nucleotide messenger RNA. Its product is annotated as heavy metal-associated isoprenylated plant protein 39-like. The transcript has 3 exons. The record is from RefSeq and is a predicted model, not a curated record. NCBI's taxonomy places the organism in Eukaryota, Viridiplantae, Streptophyta, Magnoliopsida, Malpighiales, Salicaceae. Bases 138 to 503 code for a protein of 121 amino acids. Gene Ontology annotation, molecular function: metal ion binding.